CUUGGUGAGCUGUCUUUUAACUCCCGUUCAUUGUCACACAUGGAUAUGAUUCAUGUUUUUCUCAUUGUUCUUUUUGGUCCCGUAGGAGCUUUAUCUUCUAGUCAUAACUUGACCAGUGGGACAGUGUUGGAGAUGAUGGUCAGACCAGGAGAAAACAUAACUCUCUACUGUGACUGUAAAACUUCAACUGGAGAAUUCAUAGUGUGGUACAGGAAUUGCUCUCACGAGAAACAACCUUCUCUUAUUCUAAAAACAAAGCUUGAGCAAAGACAAUAUAAACCAGGUAUUGAUUACCAAAACCUUCUGAAUCCAUUCCCUAAUUUCCAUCUUGUGAAAAAUUAUUCCUCUCAAUCCUAUGACCUGCUGAUCACAAACAUCACUGAUUCGGAUGAGGGCUUCUACUACUGUGGAACUGAACAGUCUAAGGUGAAGGAAGAAAAAGCAAUUAAUCUUGAAUGCCUAUAUAGAUAUGGAAAACUCACCACAAGGAUUGUGUUUCAAUCCCCUGAUUCUACUCUUUGCCAUGACUCCUGUGUUUCCAGUAUUGUGUCCAGGAUGAUGGUGCUUACUCCAGCAUUUUCUAUUUUUGUUUCCUUUGUCUCCUUUGUAUUUGUUUAUCAACUGUGUCAGAAAACAGAUGCAGAAAAAGGACGUGAAAUUCAUCAGAAAAGAAAAAGACAGUAUGAAGAUGAAGACUUGUGUUUAACACAAGUCAUGUUCCAGGCUCAGGAUGGAUAUAGACAUCAAUAGACAGAUUCAUGAUGAAGAAAACCUAGGAAGUUUACCAAAUUUUCACAGAAAAAUAAAAUCCCAGUGAAUUACAUAACAAUAGUUGUCACUUGCCAGGCUUGUCUUUUUGCAGUUCAUUGUUUUAGCUUUUAUCUCCCUUGCUUUGUUGCUUUUCCUUUCAAUGAAUUGUACAGUAUUAAAAAAUAGUUAAAGUUGUAGUUGUAAAUGUUCACACAUCUAAAAACUAUAUAAAAUAUAGUCUAUUGUUUAUCGUUUACUCUUGCAUAUUGAUUGUAAUGGACUGCAAUACUUAUAUUGCAAAAAAAA
Messenger RNA from Oreochromis niloticus (Nile tilapia), 1056 nucleotides. RefSeq lists its product as uncharacterized. The record is from RefSeq and is a predicted model, not a curated record. Bases 40 to 750 code for a protein of 236 amino acids. The transcript is spliced from 5 exons. Lineage: Eukaryota; Metazoa; Chordata; Actinopteri; Cichliformes; Cichlidae. Gene Ontology annotation, biological process: response to bacterium.